UUCAAAGUGGAAUUACAUGUCCCGACAGAAACAAGGAUACAAUCAGUGAAUUGGGCGGGGACGAGUUGAAAUGUGAAUCACCACAAAACGGAAAUCGCUUCCUCUGAAUACUUAUUUUGCGUUAUUUGAAUGUUGGUUGCUGUUAAAGAUCAUACGUGAUUACACCUCUAAAGGAUACUUCACACCUUAUCUUCUUGAGCAGGUGCACAAAGAAGGCAACCAUGCCAAAGCCGGUGAAUGUACGCGUCACGACGAUGGACGCAGAGCUGGAGUUUGCCAUUCAGCCAAACACCACAGGCAAACAGCUCUUCGACCAGGUUGUGAAGACUAUAGGUCUACGAGAAAUCUGGUUUUUCGGUCUCCAAUACGUGGACACAAAGGGGUAUUCAACAUGGCUGAAGCUCAACAAAAAGGUGCUGAGCCAAGAUGUCAAGAAAGAGUCCCCACUCCAGUUUAAAUUCCGUGCCAAAUUCUUCCCAGAGGAUGUCUCUGAAGAACUUAUUCAGGAAAUCACACAGAAAAUGUUCUAUUUGCAAGUUAAAGAUGGUAUCCUAAAUGAUGACAUCUACUGCCCGCCGGAAACCUCCGUUCUUCUGGCGUCAUAUGCGUGCCAGGCAAAGUUUGGCGAUUACAAUUCAGAGGUGCAUGAAUCGGGCUUCCUAGCCAAUGAAAGAAUUCUUCCAGAAAGAGUGUUUACCCAACACAAGUUGACAAGGGAUCAGUGGGAAGAGAGAAUCAAGAACUGGUAUGCUGAACACACCAGCAUGCUAAGAGAGGAUGCCAUGAUGGAAUACCUGAAGAUUGCCCAGGACCUUGAGAUGUACGGUGUAAAUUAUUUUGAAAUCAAGAACAAAAAAGGAACAGAUCUGCUGCUGGGAGUCGACGCACUUGGUCUCAAUGUUUAUGAAUUUUCAGAUAGACUAACGCCCAAAGUGGGAUUCCCCUGGAGUGAAAUUAGAAAUAUUUCAUUUAGUGACAGAAAGUUUAUCCUUAAGCCAAUUGAUAGAAGGGCGCCCGACUUUGUGUUCUAUGCCCCACGGUUAAGAAUCAACAAGCGCAUCCUAGCGCUGUGCAUGGGCAACCACGAGUUGUACAUGCGCAGACGCAAGCCCGACUCCAUUGAGGUGCAACAAAUGAAGGCACAGGCUCGCGAGGACAAGAUGGCCAAGCAGACAGAGAAAGCACGUCUGGAUAUUGAACGGCAGAAGCGGGACGACGCCGAGAACAAACGCAAGGAACUGGAGGAGAUGUUGAAGAAGUACCAGGAAGAGAGUGAACGCAACAGGAAAGCUCUGGAGGAUUCUAACAGCCGUAUUGGACAGCUAGAGCGUGUGGUGGACGACUACAACAAGGCCCAGGAGGAGAUAGCAGACCAGAGGCGCAAGGCCCUGGAGCUGGAGAGACAGCUACAGGAGACUGCAAACCUGCACGAGGAGGAGAAAAUGAGACUGGAGGCCGAGUACCUGGCAGCCAAGAUGGAGGUUGAGAAGAGUGAGACCCAGCUGGCGGAGCGUGACGACAUGAUGUCCUCGAUGCAGGCCCAGCUUGCACUGGCACGAGACCAGGCCCAACGCGACCAGGAGGCGCUGAUGAAGGCCAUGGAGUCCAUGCACUUGAAGGAAGAUAAGGAGGAGGACGACCAGGAGCAUGGAGAUGCUGAACUACAGGUUGAUGAGAGCAUGGUGAACAUGCCCCGGUAUGAGGAGGAGAGAGAGAUUGAGAUAGAGAAGAACAAGCGGCUGCAGCAACAGCUCAGGGAGCUGGAGGCUGAGCUGCAGGAGAAGAAAGACGAUUCAAAACAGACGCGCAACGACCAGCUGCACUUGGAGAAUGUGAAGCAAGGCCGCGACAAGUACAAGACUCUCAAGCAGAUACGCGCCGGAAACACGAAAAAACGUGUAGACGAAUUCGAGUCCAUGUAGACCAUGUCAAAAUCGCGGGACUAUUGUACUAUAAAUUAGAAUUAUGUAUCAAAUUUAUAUCAGCAUCUCACGCUUGUCAAAUGAUUUAAUGUUUUUCAGCAGAAAACGAUGCAACAGUGAUGUUUGACAAGCCUGUCUGUUAUUGAUGUUAUGUAUGGUUUUCAAGGUGACCAUGGUGCCAAGGCAAUUGUUCAUUGUUACAGAAUAGAAAAUGUUAAACAUGCAUUUAUGAUAUCAAAUUCCAUUGGGCUCAUUUUCAGUUUGCAGCACAUUUUUGGUAGUAUUACGCUAGCUUUAGUUAAUAAAUUGUUUCAGCUAUUUAGUUUAUAUUCAAAUCAUUCUUCCAUUACCAUGUAUGCAGAAGGAAAGGUUAAGAAAUGGCUGGUUGGUUUCUUCAACUGAACUUUUUUUUACAUUUACAAUUAGAGAACAGUGGUUGUAAAGUCUACUAUGGAUAAAAUGAUAGCAUUAAAGGCUUAUUUACCUGAUAAAAUCACAUUUUUUCUAGAUUUUGUAAUGUUUAUUUGACCUUGUUGCACAUUUGCAUUGUUCAUGUAUGCUUUUAUAACCAAGCAAAAUACUGAAUGAAGCAAAGGCACAUCUUAUAACUGAAGCUUUUGGGAUGGUAGCUCUCGGUUGAAUGCCUCAUAGGUCAAACCGUGUUAUAUAAAAGCCUUAUUAGUUGUGUUAGAACUUUAAAUAAUAAAGCACAGAUUUGUUCAAUUUAUAUAUUUAUAUAAUAUGUUGUAUACACGUCACGUAGACUGGAUACUGUAUGAUUGGUUACAAUGGAAUGAUAGAAUUAUUGAUUUCCUCGCUGAUUUCUUUAUGUACCCAAGAUGAUGUGUAAUCGCGUUGAUGUACAAGAAUGGUGUCUGUUAAAAAAGUUAUGUUUUUUUAAUGAUCAAAUAUUUAAUCUUGCAAUAAAUGUUUAUUUAACUAUUGUAUAUUUGAAAUUUAAAACUUGCCAUGUGAUAUCUAUCGGAAAUGAGUAGAAAAAAAAUUGCAACAGAAAGUAUGCAAACAAAAUUGUUGCACGUGGAGAUAUUUUCCAUGCAUUAGGACCAGUAUAUUUGGUAAACGGUGUUAAAUAGAGUGAAGUUCAAAUGUAGAUGUUAAAUAUUUGUAAUUAUUAUUGAAAUUGAUCAUGUGGCAAGGUUUAUUUGAUGAAUUGGCAAUCUUUUGAUACAUUGGUAUUAUAUGGAAUUAAGGCGUUAGACUGUGAACAUGCUCAUUUUCAUUUAGUUUUAACUCUUCAGUUUGAAUGUGUUCAGAUAAUUUUGAUCAUAUUUGCAAAUCAGACGGCUAGUUAAAUAAAAUUACACUAAAAAACAGGGAAAAUUAUUCUUGCACUUACCAAUUGAAUCCCAUAGUGUCUGAAUCUAACUUACACAUAUUCCUAUUCCAGUGGGAGUCUAUUAACCCUUUGCAUGCUGGGAAAUUCGUCGUCUGCUAAAUUGUCGUCUGCUGAAUUUCUUAAAUUAGCAUAUUUUUUAUUUUUUUUUAAAAGAAUACUAUCAGAAUAGCAAACAGUUUGGAUCCUGAUGAGACGCCACAUUCUGUGGCGUCUCAUUUGGAUCCAAACUGUUUGCAAAGGCCUUCAAAAUUCGGUUCCAGCACUGAAAGAGUUAAAUGCAACAUUUUGUGUGUGGUUGUACAUACAUCAUAUGUCGAUAACCUUUGAUGUCAUAUAUAGUGUGUAGUUGAUGGCGUAAUUUAUAUUAUAUGGAGUGUGAUGUGUCGGUUUGUAGUUUUUUAUGUUUUUGUUGGAUUGUUACUGGGGAGUCGAUAGCUGGUGCUAUGGGGGGCAGUAACUCCCACCUGUCUGCUGGGUUUGAAAAUGGGCAAUAUCUUUAAGAUGGAGUGAGAAUACUAAGAACUUCCAUUGAGCCUCAUUGUGUGAAAACUUGCCUUAAUGCAUGUGCGUAGGGUCGUCUCGGAUUACUGAGAAACAUCACUUUCUGCUUAAACUGGAUUUUGGUUUUGAAAAGACUUCCUUCAAAUGAAAAUUUUUAUAAGAAUGUAAAGCGACUUCCCUAAUUUGCGAAGACACUUUACACACAUGUUUGAUUAUUUUUUUUUAUAAGACUUGCAAAAUGACCGAAUUUUUUCAUGAAUAAUAACCUAACAAUAAACUUUGACCAUGAGGCUGAAUAGUUUUUGUGUAAAAAAACACAAUUAAAUGUGCAUUAAUCUGAACUAGAUAAAGUGUCACUUUUUUUUAAUUAAGAGUUAAAUGAGUUUUGCGGACCUAUUUUUGGGCUCAGCCGAUGUCAACUUGAGUUUGGCCUUCAUAGACUCUGGCAGGACUCCCCAAAUGCAACAUUUAAACAGAAUAUUGUAUAUUCACUAAUGUCACCUGUAUUCGCUCUAUGUAGUCUUCUUUUGCGCUGGUAAAGAAAUAAAAGUGUUUAAAUGUUUCCUUAUAAGUUUUUUUUGCUUAUGAAUGAUUGACAGAAUUUGGCAUAGCAAGUGUUCAUGCAUUCCUAUAGAUAUAUUUUUGCAAAAAAACACAUGUGAUCCCUUGUUCUUGGCCAGUGCAGUCUUUUUAAGUUAUUUCUUACAUUUUCUUGCCACUUUAUAUAUGUUAAAAAUGUAUCUUUUUCUCAUCUUCAAACUUUCGAAUGAACUUGCCCUAUGACAAAUGCACUGUCUCAAUAAGUUAAUGAGCUAGGGAGCGAGAGAAAAUUCCUGUAUGCAAUCACAAACUUUCUGUUAAGAGCAAAACUAAAAAGAUAAACCAUUCCACAAAA
Messenger RNA from Dreissena polymorpha, 4675 nucleotides. Its product is annotated as radixin-like. Gene Ontology annotation, molecular function: actin binding; cell adhesion molecule binding. Gene Ontology annotation, biological process: regulation of organelle assembly; positive regulation of early endosome to late endosome transport; positive regulation of protein localization to early endosome. The transcript has 14 exons. The coding region runs from base 222 to 1922 and encodes 566 amino acids. Lineage: Eukaryota; Metazoa; Mollusca; Bivalvia; Myida; Dreissenidae. The record is from RefSeq and is a predicted model, not a curated record. Gene Ontology annotation, cellular component: adherens junction; apical part of cell; cytoskeleton.